AUGGGGGUGGCCUUUGCUUCACAGAUGCGGAGUCCUUUGCAGGACUGGGACCCCGGGCAGGAUAAUCUCAAACCGUUAACAUCCAGUCUAAGUGCAGGUCUGAUCAGAGGGCUGGGUGCAGGCACAUUGGCCCUGUUGCCCUAUGAGGAGACCGUGGGAUUGGGGUUGCAGAAAUUCCACAAGCCUCUUGCCACCUUUGUGAACCACAUGACACAGAUCCGGCAGGACCGGAGACAACUGGGAAUUGCCUCAGUGGUUUGGGAUGUGGCCAUGGUUCUCUCCACACAUCUGGAGAUGGGAGCUGUGGAGCUCUUGGGCUGCCCCGCAGUGAAACUGGGUGCUGGCUUAGGGCUGAUGGGCAUAGUGGCUGCCCUGCUGGGUGCUCAUGUGAGUAUCACAGAUCAAAAAGUAGCAUUAGAGUUUUGUAAAUCAAAUGUUCAAGGCAGUUUACCUCCUUGUAUCCAGCCCAGAGCUUUUGUUAAGGAGCUGACUUGGGGAAAGAAUUUGGGGAGUUUUUCUCCUAGAGAUUUUGACCUGAUACUUGGAGCCGAUAUCAUAUAUUUAGAAGAAACAUUCACAGAUCUUCUUCAAACACUGUACCAUCUCUGUAGCAAUCACUCCAUGAUUCUUUUACCUUGCUGAAUUCACGAUGAACGGAGUAACUUUUGAGCAAUGCUGGAGAGGCAGUUUAAGGUUCACUAUGAUACUGAGAAAGAUGUACUUAUGUAUACAGAAGAGAAGCCACAGCAGGGACCUACAGUUGGCUAUCAUUUGUAAGAAUGCUGUCAUUGAGGGUGUUGAUUAAGGUCUUGGAGACAAAACACACGUGCAGUUUUAAAACAAAGCAGUGCUUUAUGCCAUCGCUGUGAUUUAUUUAUUUAUUUAUUUAUUUAUUUUUUGAGAGGAGUCUCUGUCGCCUAGCCUGGAGUGCAGUGGUGUGAUCUUGGCUCACUGCAGCCUCUGCCUCCUGGGUUCAAGUGAUUCUCCUGCCUCAGCUUCCCAAGUAGCUGGGACUACAGGCCCAGGCAACCACGCCUGGCUAAGUUUCGUAUUUUUA
Molecule: messenger RNA, 1057 nt
Organism: Pongo pygmaeus (Bornean orangutan)
Lineage: Eukaryota; Metazoa; Chordata; Mammalia; Primates; Hominidae
Product: protein N-lysine methyltransferase METTL21A-like
Exons: 2
Cellular component (GO): cytosol; protein-containing complex
Source: RefSeq, a predicted model, not a curated record